Messenger RNA from Sphenostylis stenocarpa, 1986 nucleotides. Lineage: Eukaryota; Viridiplantae; Streptophyta; Magnoliopsida; Fabales; Fabaceae. The record is from the annotation of a GenBank genome assembly.
AUGAGUUUGCCGGUGGAAAAAGAGUUGGGGCUUGCAUUCAUACUGAAGAUGAGGAAGAAUGGGUGGCAGCUACCUUACCAUCCUCUCCAGGUGGUGGCUAUUGCUGUGUUUUUGGCUCUGGGAUUUGCCUUCUAUGUGUUUUUUGCUCCUUUUGUUGGGAAGAAGAUGUAUCAGUAUGUUGUCAUGGGCCUCUACACACCCCUGACCUUCUUUGGCCUUUUUAGGGCCGCUAGUGGUUUACUGAGCUUGCAUCAUUCUAUUACUUGUGUCUUUGCACUGUACAUUUGGUGUGCAGCAUCUGAUCCUGCAGAUCCUGGGGUUUUCAAGUCCAAAAAAUAUCUGAAAAUUCCAGAUAGCACAAAGCUUGAUGGACUCAAGAAUUCUAAACUAGGAGGGGAAUCAACUUCAUCAAUUCAUGAUGGAAAAACUUCAACUGUUGGACCAAAAUCAAUUGAUAAGGAAGAAUUGGGAACUGAAGCUAGUUUUAAAGAUGCUGCUAUUUCUGCAGAAAAAAAAAGUGCAUCAUCUUCACCUUCUUCAUCCUGUCUGUUAUUGGUUUGCUCUCCUUGUGCUUAUAUCUGCGGCUGCUCAAGUUCAAGUAAAGAAUCUUGUGAUCAACAAGCAAGUGAAGAUGGCAUGUUCUAUUGCAGUUUGUGUGAAGUUGAGGUCUUCAAGUACAGCAAGCACUGUAGAGUUUGUGACAAGUGUGUUGAUCGCUUUGAUCAUCAUUGCAGAUGGCUCAACAACUGUAUUGGGAAAAGGAACUACAGAAAAUUUUUCACCCUUAUGGUUGCUGCUCUCCUCUUGCUUAUACUUCAGUGGUUGACUGGGAUACUUGUGCUUAUCUGCUGUUUUGUUGAGAAGAAGAAAUUUUCUGUGGAUAUCUCCUCCAAGUUAGGGAGCAGUUUCUCUCUUGUUCCCUUUGUCAUAGUUGUGGCAGUCUGCACCAUUUUGGCUAUGAUUGCUACCUUACCCCUUGUUCAGCUGUUUUUCUUUCACAUUCUUCUCAUUAAAAAGGGAAUCAGCACGUAUGAUUACAUCAUAGCUUUGAGGGAGCAGGAGCAGGAGGUGCAAAUUGGAGGUCAGCAGAGUCCCCAAAUGUCACCCGUUAGCUCACUUACUGGAUUGAGCAGUGCAAGCUCCUUUACUACUUUCCAUCGUGGUGCAUGGUGCACGCCACCACGUCUGUUCCUUGAAGAUCAGUUUGAUGUAGUGCCCCCUGAAACAGCUUCUGUAAGCUCGCUGGGAAAGAAGACAAUGAGAGACGAGCCAGUUAAGAAAAAGAAUCCCGGAGCAGUCAAAAUCAGUCCAUGGACGCUGGCACGGUUGAAUGCUGAAGAGGUUUCCAGAGCUGCCGCAGAAGCAAGAAAAAAAUCGAAAAUUCUUCAGCCUGUGACAAGACAUAACAAUGAGCCUUUCAGGCUGGAUCCAGACCACAACUCUGGCAGCAGUGGCCGGCGGAUGAGUCCCAGGAUUGAGACCAACAGAAGACGGGCAGGCAAACGGAUUCGUCUGCCCGCUGACUUGCCUAUGGAGGCCAUACCAAAAUUUUCUACCAGCAACAUUGUUGCCCAGGGAUUCAGUGGAGCAUCUAGUUUGGCACCUCUCCAGCUUGAAGCGGCAAGAGGUGUAUUUCAACCAAGUCAGGCAGUGUCAAGCUCAGCUGGGAUUGUUGCUUCUUCUCCUGAAAGCAGUCUAGAUUCGCCCGACAUUCACCCCUUUCGCGUGUCUUCGACCGAAGCCGAAGAAGCAAGAAGGCUUGCCAGUCUUUCUGCCCUUGGUGCUGCAAACCUGAAGGAAAUCCCUCUGUCAAGGUCAACUAGUGAUGGGUAUGAGGCAUCUGGUGGGGAAGAUAGCGACAGGGUUCCCACCAGGAUUGUUCAGAGGUCCACAAAUUGGACUAAUCUGCUCUUCAGUGCUGAUCAAGAGGAGAGAGCUUUUGAUCCAAAACCAUCAUCUAGCUUGGUUCAUAGUAGAAAGUUGUGA